Messenger RNA from Penicillium riverlandense, 1188 nucleotides. RefSeq lists its product as uncharacterized. NCBI's taxonomy places the organism in Eukaryota, Fungi, Ascomycota, Eurotiomycetes, Eurotiales, Aspergillaceae. Bases 1 to 1188 code for a protein of 395 amino acids. The record is from RefSeq and is a predicted model, not a curated record. The transcript has 2 exons.
AUGGCAAUGCCAUGGUUAACCAUAUGCAAUGCGCGUACCUUGGAUAUUCCAGGCAUCUUUGGGCCCAUUCAACAAUUUGGCUCUCAGACGGGUGUCGACGCAGCUACGUACUUUAAGGAGAAACCAGGAGACUUUGUCCAUCCAGGAAUUUGGCACAGUCACGAGGAUCUUGAGCGCAUGCGCAACGGUGUGCUAAAAAACAAGGAACCCUGGGCGUCCGCGUACAAAGUGUUCAGCGAUGACUUUUACUCUCAGGCUAACUACUCCGUGCAAGGACCAGAGGCGUAUCUCUCUCGUGGCUUAAUUAGCAACUACACCUCAUUUACUCACGACGUUCGUGCCGCAUGGCAGAACUCUAUCAUGUGGUAUAUCACCAAGGAUCAAGCCCACUGGCAGCUGACUUCCGAUAUCCUGAACGCUUGGGGCUCCGAGUUGGUUGAUAUUGUGGGCAUUGACCGGUCACUUCUGGUUGGCCUUGAAGGAGACCUUUUUGUGAAUGCUGCCGAAAUUAUGCGUUGGGAGGGUAACUGGACAGAGGCUGGCGCUGCCUGGUCUGGCGGUUCUGGCUUCAGCAACCAGUUGUAUUGGCUUUUCUCACGCCAGGCGGCAGUGAUCGGUCAGGCCAAUUAUGGAAUGAUUAGCAUUAAGUCUCUUCUGAGCUUUGCCGUCUACCUCGAUGAUGUUGAUCUGUACAACUAUGCUAUCAAUGCGUACAUAAACGACCGCUGUGCUAGCGUAUUUUCGCUCUACAGUCCGACUACAGGCCAAAGUUCAGAGUCGGGUCGUGACCAAAGUCACGCAACCUCCGGCAUCGGGUGGACAGCUCUUGCCGCCAAAACCGCACAAAGUCAAGGUUCCGACCUGUUCAAACUAGGAAACAAUCUUCUUCUCAAAGGAUCCGAGUAUACGGCCAAAUAUAAUCUAAACUACACGGUUGAAUACGAUCCAUCCUGGUAUCGUUGUGAGGCGGUACUCGUGAAUGGACCGUGGAAGACUAUUUCCGAGGAAAAUCGAGGCAUAACCAACCAACUGCCGAUUUGGGACAUGAUAUACUACGAGUAUGUUGUCAAGCGAGGCCUUCAUGCCCCCUACACUGCCGAGGCGUUCAACGCGGAGGGCUUCGAGGGCCAAGUCUUCACGAACAUGGAUGACUUGCCUAGCUGGGGCUCCCUUGUGUUUGCCUAUUAG